Leguminivora glycinivorella is the source of this 1577-nucleotide messenger RNA. It is a transcript of the gene Bap55, whose product is annotated as actin-like protein 6B. Gene Ontology annotation, cellular component: NuA4 histone acetyltransferase complex; SWI/SNF complex. Gene Ontology annotation, molecular function: chromatin binding. The record is from RefSeq and is a predicted model, not a curated record. The coding region runs from base 93 to 1379 and encodes 428 amino acids. The transcript is spliced from 9 exons. Gene Ontology annotation, biological process: regulation of transcription by RNA polymerase II; nervous system development. NCBI's taxonomy places the organism in Eukaryota, Metazoa, Arthropoda, Insecta, Lepidoptera, Tortricidae.
UGUCAUUAAUCGAACACAACAACGCGCUAAAAUCCGUGAUAAUCUCGAUUUAAUUCACUAUUUCUAGUUAUAAUACGUGAACUGCGUUUAAAAUGAGUGGUCCUAACGGCAUGUUGUAUGGUGGAGACGAGAUCGGCGCGUUAGUGUUCGAUCCAGGACACCACAGCCUGAGAGUAGGUUAUGCUCAGGAAGAUACUCCGAAAGCUGAUAUCCCGGCCGUUGUUGGAGUCGGGCCGGCUACUCAUAUCCCAGAGAGUGAGGAGAAAGUCCCUGAUGGCAAUGUUACUCAGAGCGGAACCAAAGCGGGGAAUGAGCUCCGGCACUACAUUGAUGUCACGGAGCUGCAUGUGCCCCGUCCAGGAAUGGAAGUACAGACGUACAUGAAGGACGGACAGAUCGACAACUGGGACUUGUUUGAGAAGAUGCUUGACUAUUGUUAUGCUAAGGUUAUCCGCUCCCCAUCGGAACACCACCCAGCCCUGUUCACCGAAGCAGUGUGGACCACCCGGCCAGCUCGUGAGAAGCUGGCUGAACUUCUCUUCGAGAAGUACCAGGCACCGGCAUUCUUCUUGGUCAAGAAUGCUGUCCUCUGCGCAUUUGCGAAUGGGAAGUCUACGGCCCUGGUGGUCGAUGCUGGAGCUAGUCAGACUUCCGCUGUUCCUGUUAUAGAUGGCUACGCUUUGGUAAAUGCAGCUGUCCGCUCACCAAUCGGAGGAGACCACCUCGCGGCUCAAGCAAAGCAGCUACUGAACAGUAUGCACAUACAGAUGUUGCCAGUAUACAGCAUACAGAGUAAAGAAGUGAUCAGAGAGCGCGAACGGGCCAGAUAUACCCUGAAGACUCUACCAGCCGGUUUGACCCACUCGUGGCAACAGUAUAUGCUCAAACGACAGUAUGAAGACUUCUGUCACUGCAUCGCACAGGUGCCAGAAUCGGCGUACGACGAGCGUGUCUGCGCGACCAUCCCCGGCGUUCACUACGAGUUCCCGGGCGGCUACCACCAAGACUUCGGCGUCGAGCGGUUCAAGAUGGCCGAGUGUCUGUUCGAGCAGAGCCUGGGCGCGCCGCAUCUAGCGUGCGCAGCGGCGGCGGCGUGCGACGCGGACGCGCGGCCGGCGCUGUGGGGCGCCGUGGUGGCGUGCGGCGGCGGCGCCAACACGCCCGGCUGGCUCGAGCGACUCGCCAAAGAAUUGGCGGCGCGCGCGCCCUCCGCGCACCGCCUCAAGUCGCACGCCGCGCCCUCGGCUACGGAGCGCCGGUUCGCCGCUUGGAUCGGUGGUUCCAUCCUAGCAUCGAUCGGGUCAUUCCAACAGAUGUGGAUAUCAUCACAGGAGUAUGACGAGGGCGGCAAGGGGCAACUCGAGAGGAAAUGUCCAUAAAUCUUACAUGUAGGCUUAUAAAAUAGUGGUAGCUUAUUCAUAAGUAUUAGAUUAAAUGUGACGUUUGCUAUAAAAGGUAACGCAUUGUCGCUUGUCAUAGGAGAGCAUUUCUUUUUUUUGCCACAUUUAUGAAGUGUGAUAUUUUUGAAAAAAAAAAGCUAUUUCUACUCAGAAUUACUAGCCUUUUCAAUCCUAGUA